AUGUAUGAUACUGAUAUAACCAGUCAGGAGUACCACAAUCAUGAAGACAAUGCCUCCAUGUGCGUGCCCAGUGCAACCUGUGGUCUGUUGCCUCUCGAAAUUGUUCAUCAGUCUGAACGAGAAACGAUGGAAAAGGGUCUGCGUUCACAAAGACAGUGCAACGGUCAAAAUGCGACCGCCGUUCAAGCGAAGCGGUUCCGCACAGUUUUUACCAUGCCACAGCUGACCGUUCUCGAAGCGGUUUUUCAGAAGAAGCAGUACAUGGUAGGUGAGGAGCGCUGUCGCUUGGCCAAGUGCCUCGGCCUGUCUGAUACGCAGAUCAAAGUAUGGUUUCAGAACCGUCGGAUCAAGUGGAGAAAGGAGGAACGUGAGAGCGGCCUGGCACUGCUCAAUAACUACAGCGGCGUUCAUUAUGUACGCUUGUAG
Messenger RNA from Soboliphyme baturini, 426 nucleotides. NCBI's taxonomy places the organism in Eukaryota, Metazoa, Nematoda, Enoplea, Dioctophymatida, Soboliphymatidae. The record is from the annotation of a GenBank genome assembly.